CGCGUGCAAGGUGUUCUUGAUCGUCGUGAAUAAUUAUUUGUUUGAUUGAAUCGUUAUAAAAAUGUGGCAAUAAUAUAUUUUGUGUAUAAUUUUAUUUAAAAAUAUUCUUGAUUGCGAUAGAUUAAAGUCAAUUUUAAUGUAUUAUAAACUGUAUAUCACGGGAAAUGACUUAUUGCGUAGUUAACCUUUUCAAUCGAUGAGUGAAUAAUACGUGAUUGAAAUUAUGUUAGAUUAUUUGAUUUGAAUUUUAAUCGUAGAAGGCUUUUAUAAAAUUAUCAUUAGAAAUUUAUAAUUAGGAAUUUCAAAGAGAUUUGAAGUAUGAAUGAUAUUUACGUGUAAGAGUGUGUGUGUGUAUGAAGCAAAAGAAAUCGACUAGCUGUUAAUGAGACAUAGAUGGCGGAAUGGGAGCUAUUUUUCAAACAUAUACGCUACCGGUCCGAAGGAAUUGAGAAAACACGUAAUCUCGUUGAACGCUGGUAGCUGGACCUUCACGAAUAUUAUAAAUGAUUUGCCGACAGGUGCUAUAUAUCCGGUUGAUCGUACGGUAUUCGACCUACGCUUACCGACUCAGUUAACCAAGAGAAGACUUUACAUCAUACCGGGGGGUGGUUACAACCAGAACCUUUGCAUAACCAACUUCAACAGUUGGUUUUAUCGUUUCCACGCUAGGAAAAACAAUAUCAACAUGGGAAGUAAUGGAGAAGAUACGUGCCUUUAUACUACCAGACGAGUUUGCAUCUCUGAAGGUAGCCAAGAGUACAUUGGAAUUUAUCAGAUUGGAAGGAGACUUGCAAGACAGAUGCAGACUGCAGCGUGUACUUGCAAGAUUAGACUCUCAACGUUUAAAUUUAUCUGGAUUUCCCAAUGUGUUAAAAGUCCGUGCAGCAGAAGCAAAGGAUGAUUUUCCUACAAGGCAUAGCUGGGAUUCAUAUUUCAGAGAUGCUAAACAUAUGAAUGAAUUAAAACCUGGAGAAAGGCCAGAUACUAUACAUGUAACAGGUUUGCCUGUUAAAUGGUUCAUUGAGGAUGGAGCAACAAUGCCUAGUGAAUCCUUGAUUAACAAAAUAUUUAGAAAAUGGGGAAUACUCAGAAGAAUAGAUGUACCUGCUGCUGAUCCCUAUAGAUCUAGAAUGCGUCUGGGCACAAAUAUAAAUAAAUUUAGUUAUGAAGAUGGCAUAUUUUUUGAUGCUUACAUUCAAUAUGUUGAAUAUAUGGAUUUUGUUAGGGCUAUGGAUGCAUUGCGUGGCAUGAAACUUCUCAAAAAAGAAGGAGAUAAAGCAUUUACGGCCGCUAUUAAGAUUACGUUUGAUAAAACAAAACAUAUGAGUGAUAGUACUGUAGCACAUAGAGAAUUUGAAAGAAAACGCCUAAUAGCACAGGAUACAUUAGCAGCAGAACGACUACGUAGGAAAGAAGAAGCUGAAGAGAAACGUCGUGAAGAACUAAAGAAAAAAGAAGAGGCUGAAGCAAUAGCUAAAGAAAAUAGACGAAAAAAACGAGAAGAGAAACGAAAGCGUAAAGCUAUAACUAUAUUUCGAAAGAAGGAAGAAGAUAAAGUAUCUAUGAAAAUUGCCAGAGAAGGACAAAAAUUAAUAAAAGCACAAAGACAGCUCGAAAGCAUUCGUCUUUUAGAUGAAUUAUUUGAUAGAAUAAAGAUAAAAGUGGAGAAUAAUGAAAUUAAUAUAGAUGAAGUAACAAACAUAGAUACAAAAAAGGAAGAGAAAAAGAAUAAUAAAGUAGAUGGUACAAUCGAAAUAUUAAGUUCAGAAGAAGAUUCAAAAGAUGGAAAAAAAGAUAAGAAAAUUAAAAAAUUAAAGAAGAAAAAAUCUAAAAAAGAAAAGAAGAAAAAAAAGAAACGAAAAAAGGGAAAAAAUUCUGAAAAUUCUGUAAGUCAAAGUGAAGAAUCAGGUGAGGAGCAAACAAAAAAAUUAAAAAGUGUUUUAAAACAAAAUAUUACAUAUCCAUCAUCAUCAACAGCACCUGCACCUCUAGAACCCCUUUCUUAUCCACCGCUUUAUCCACGUUUUCCACAACCAUGGUAUUACGAUGCUACUUUACCUAUGAUUUACCCUAGUUUGCCAAGAGGUAUGCCUAGGAGUGGUCGUUUCUUACGAGGAAGAGGUAGAGGAUUUUCAUGGCGUAAUGCUGCAAAUCAUCGUACAUUACAUACGUUUAACCCUCAUUUGUAUAACGAGCAGUAUUACAAGUACUUUGCUCAUUUAGUAGGUCAGGAUUAUCGUGCUUUCGAUUAUAGAAGUUCACGGUCACGAAGUCGUAGUAGGUCAAGAUCAAGAUCAAGAUCGAGAUCUAGAUCAAAAUCACGAUCGAAAUCCACAAGAUCAAGGUCUCGUUCGAAAUCAAGAUCUAAAUCACGGGACAAAUCGAGAUCGAAAUCACGAUCAAGAUCGAAAUUAAAAACUAGAUCGAGAUCUCGAAGUAGAAGACGAAGUAGAAGCAAAAGUAGAUCACGUUCGAAAAAACGACGAGGAAGAUCAAAAUCAAGAUCGAAAUCUGUAACAAGAAUGAGAUCUCGAUCACGACGAUCAAGAUCAAAGAAAAGAACUCGUUCAAGAAGUCGUUCUAAUUCUUGGAACAAUAGCAAACAUCGCUAUAGACGUAGGCGCGAAAGAUCAGUAUCAAAGGUAAAGGUUACAAGAGCUAAAUCUCGCAGUGGAUCUCCUAAGAGAAGAUCUCGUAGUAGUACAUGGUCUAUGCCUAAAUCUCCCGGUAGAAGAAGUUGCUCCUGGUCAAAAAAUGCGGAUAUCACUAGCAAUAAAACGGAUGCCGAUAAAUCGAUAUGUGCAAUGGAGCAAAAUAUUGCAAACAAAGAAUUAUCACAAGCUUCUCAUUUGGAGAAUAUAACUUCCGAUUGAUAAGAACCGAAGAUAAGAUCUAGAUCUUCCAUUUUAUUUCUUUAAUACUUUUACGUAAAUGAAGCGUAUUUAUUAACGCUUUGUACAAAAUCUGUAUGAAAUCUGUAUGAAUCCGUAAUUAUGUACUCGUAAUUGUGUAUAUUCGUAGUAAUUCUUUGAUAAAAGGAGAUAUAUAUUUUUAUUCUCAGACUGGCUCUUCCUGAUUUUAGAUGAUUUCUUAUAGUAUAAUCUAUAGGAAUGAAAAUAUGUAAGUGAAUCACUUAUACACGCGCAAAAUAUUGCUAAUGUUCGAAUCCUGUGGAUAUUUGAAUUCUGAAUGUGUAUUGUAUAUAUUGUUAUGAAUGAUCAAAAAAUAAUAAUAGAUAAGAAUGCUGCAUUUUUAUCUCAAGAUUAAGAAUAAAUAUAUAACAUUAACAUAUUAAAUAUGUAUU
Apis laboriosa (Himalayan honeybee) is the source of this 3304-nucleotide messenger RNA. RefSeq names its product A-kinase anchor protein 17A-like. Lineage: Eukaryota; Metazoa; Arthropoda; Insecta; Hymenoptera; Apidae. The transcript has 8 exons. The record is from RefSeq and is a predicted model, not a curated record. The coding region runs from base 696 to 2873 and encodes 725 amino acids.